GCCGGCAGGGAGGAGGAAGGGGAGGGACGGGCAGGCCAGGCAGGCUACAUCUCCAGCUGAACAGUUGCUGCCUCUCAGCUGCCCUCCUGGAUCCUCUGGCAGAGAGAGAGAGGACCAGGCAGGCCAACCACUGCUCCACCACCGCCCUCCAGGUCUCCCUUCGUGGCGAUCCAGCCGGGCAGCCCUUCGCCAAGCAGGUUAGCUGACGAAGCUGCAAAGGAGAUCCAUUUCCCUUCUCCCACCUACUGAGCUCAGUCCCGAACUUGAGACGACACAAUGCUGCUGCUGCUGCUGCCCCAAAUCCUGGCCCUGGUGGCCCUGGGCAUUGUGCAACUGCCCCUUAGCAGCACCCAGGGCUGCAUGAGCAAACUGCAGGCGGCCAACACGAUCCGGCAGCUGCAGAAACUUCUGUCCUCGCACGAGGCGGCCCAGCUGCAGAGCCUGCGCAACCUCAAGAAGCACCUGACCGUGCUGCACGGGAGCCUCCAGAAGCAGGCCGCCAAACGCAAUGAGAGCUGUACUCUCCCGCCAGCGCCCCUGAAUGGCAGGAGGCUGGGCAAGAAGACGGCCGUGGGCCACGAGGUGCACUUCGUCUGCUCUCUCGGCUUCCUGCUGGUGGGCUCCGAGACGCGGACCUGCCUGGACAACCACACCUGGAGCGGACAGCAGCCUUCCUGCAAAAACAUCAAUGAUUGUGCCAGUAACCCCUGUGCCAAUGGCGGGACCUGUGUGGACGGCACCCACCGCUACAGCUGCUUGUGCCCGACUGGCUGGACAGGCAGCACCUGCCAGGUUCCCCUGUAUUCCUAUUGGGUGACGCUCAGCAGCAACUCGUCCUUCAGCCGCCAGGCCCGCUGUGCCGAAGACCCCCUGGGAACACGCCGGUGCAGCUGUGACGCCGGCUUCCAGAUGCGAGCAGGAGGCGUCUGCCAAGAUGUGGACGAGUGCCAGCUCUUCCCGGCCAGCCGCCACUCUCGCAUCUGCACCCACGAGUGUGUGAACCUGCCGGGGUCCUAUCGAUGCACCUGCCCGGGGGGCUACCUGCUGGAGGCAGACAAGAACACCUGCAGCGAUGUGAAUGAGUGUGCCGAGAACCAACACAACUGCAGCCGCGGACAGACCUGCAUCAACGUCUUUGGCGGCUUCCGCUGCGUGCGGCCCGAGUGCCCCGAAGCCCAGCUGAACACCAGCUACGUCAAGACGUCCCCCUUCCAGUGUGAGCGCAGCCCGUGCCCCAUGGACAGCCGGGCCUGCCAGCGAGCCGCCAACUCCGUCUCCUUCCACUUCCUGCCGCUGCCGUCCAACCGCUCGGUGCCUCGCGUCCUCUUCCAGAUGUCCACCAGCCGCUUUGUGGGUGACAGCUUGCGCUUUGCCAUCUUGGGGGGCAACGCCCAGGGGAAGCUGGUGGUGCAGCGCUCGGACCGGCACACCGGGGAGCUGGUGCUCACCCGGCCGGCCAUGGGGCCCGCCACGCUCGAGGCGGAGCUGGAGAUGAGCGAAUUUGCGCAGAAGGUCCUGCUGGGGAAGCACAUCUUCAAGGUCACCCUCUUUGUGUCCCAGUAUGAAUUCUGAGGCCCAGCAGAGCACCUGGAGGAACGGUCGCCCGCGGACCUGACGGCCCCCACUCCUCCUGGCUGUGGGUCUGGGCAGGUGCCCCCCAGAUGGUGCUCCGAGGCACACCGACCAAAAGGGACCCCCAAAGCGUGCCUUGGAGCAUUGAAGCCACCCCAUCGGCUGCAUUCACCCUAUGCCAGAAGAACCCACGUAGUACGGACCCCCCCCCCGCUUCCAAUCGCCAUCGUCUUGGAAGGAGGGCACACUAGGGGACCCUGUGGCAGCCCAGCCCGCGGCUGACAGAAGUGGGGGAAGCCUAGAAGCAUCACUGCUACCCCAAAGGGAAUGGAUGGCCCGUCUUUGAACCAUGAAUGGAGAGGAUCGAGACUGGGCCAGUAGUCAGCCGCCGAGAUUCUGCUUUGCAUGCAGAAGGUCCCAAGUUUUCUCCCUGGCAGCAUCUUUAGGCAGGGCUGGGAGAGACCCCUGCCUAAAUUUCUGGAGAGCUGCUGCCAGUCAGUGCAGACAACACUGAGCUCAAUGGACCAAGGCCAGCAGAAGCAGCUUCAUAUGUUUGUAGUAUUUGAGGCUGGGGCUGUAGCUCAUGAUAGAGCACACACUUUGCAUGUAGAGAAAUCUCGGGUUCAGACUCUGGCAGCAUCUCCAGGUAAGGAUGGGGAAGGACCCUCAGGGAAAUCCAGCAGGGCUGCUGCCCGCCAGAGUAGGAAAUACUGAGCUAGAUUGACCAAGGGUCUGACUCAGCAGAAAGCCGAUCCAUAUAUAUUAGUGCUGUUCACAGAGGUGGGGUUCCAGGAGGCAGUAUUAACUGGGCGUUGAUGCCAUUGCAAGACCAGUCCUUAGCCCAAGAGAAAAUGUGUCUCUUUCAUUUUUAAGAGCUGAGUGAAGUACCCCUCCAGUAUUAAAUCCUGUGCCUCAGAUACUAAGGAAGCUGAGAGCAUGGCAGCGCCAGAAAACUCCCCUCUUUCGUUGCACUGCCCCCAAGCAAAAGAUGAAUGCCAGAGUCGACGAGCUGAAAGGGGGGGAAAGCACAUUAAUCUUUGUGAUGCCAGAAAAGAGAGACAUGAGCAGGAACCCCUUGAAUUCCAGAGAGGGGCCUGGGUGCUUUGUAACAGGGAUGGCCAACAUGAGGCUCCCCAGCGGUUGUUGGACUAUAACUCCCAUCACCCCCUGCUGCAUGCAUCAGGGAUGAUGGGAGUUGUAGUCCAACACAACUGGUGAGCCUCAGGCGAUCCAUCCCUGCUGUAUAAGAUGCAGGUCUCGUCCUGAGCUUUCAAACAUGACAAAGCUAGUUCCUUCCAACUACUAAAAAGGGGUUUAGUCCUUCCCUAAAUACAUUUUUAAAAACAGUGGCAGAGCAUCUGCUUUGCAUGCAGAAGGUCCCGGGUUCCCUCCCUGGUGGCAGCUCCAGGAAGGGCUGGGAGGGACUCCCGCCUGCAACCUUGGAGUAGCCACUGCCAGUCUGGGCAGACAAUCCUGAGCUAGAUGGACCCAGGGUCUGACUCGGUAGGAAGCAGCUUCCUAGGUGAUGUUCCAAGCCUUCAGGAGCUGGAAUCCUCACUAAGCAGGCAGAGACAUGGGAUCAGGUUAUUCUGUCCCCUUGUUCCAGGCACCACCACCAGCAGGGAGGGACCCCCCUCAGGCUCCUAGUUGCACAAUUGCUGGGUUUGCCAAAGACACUUGCCCCGACUGCUUUACAAAGAGGUUUGCGUGUUCUGGCUUGAUACAAGGAAAACUGAAAGGGCAACGUAUUGUUAAAAAGAGCCACUUUGCUAAGCUGAUGCCAGUCAUUAAAACGUGACUUUCAACUAGG
This is a messenger RNA of Hemicordylus capensis (graceful crag lizard), 3382 nucleotides long. Its product is annotated as fibulin-7-like. The transcript is spliced from 9 exons. Gene Ontology annotation, molecular function: calcium ion binding. The record is from RefSeq and is a predicted model, not a curated record. Bases 277 to 1572 code for a protein of 431 amino acids. NCBI's taxonomy places the organism in Eukaryota, Metazoa, Chordata, Lepidosauria, Squamata, Cordylidae.